Molecule: messenger RNA, 1577 nt
Organism: Cicer arietinum (chickpea)
Lineage: Eukaryota; Viridiplantae; Streptophyta; Magnoliopsida; Fabales; Fabaceae
Molecular function (GO): chromatin binding
Source: RefSeq, a predicted model, not a curated record
ACAAAAGGCUAUGUACGAAGUACAGUGUGGAUCUCAUUUCAUUUGUACCUUCCCCUAGAAGGUGAAAUGGCGGAGAAAAAAGCACCGCAACAUAACGUAACAAUCAAAUGGGAAACCGUUUCACUAAUCUCCGUUCAAAAAACUCAACCACUAUCGAAGAAGAAAACUGAAACGAGCUCGAUCAUUCUCGAACAAAAGAAGAGUUACACUACCGAGUUUAGAAACUUCGAUGACGAUGCAUGGUACACCGUUAUGGUUACAAUGGAGGGAAAACAAACCCUCAGAAUAAAGUACGAAAAAUUCUCUGAUGAAGAAGACCAAUUGUUCGAACCCUCGUUUUUCGAAUCAUUGGAAGCGCUUCACGAGUUUGAGAAACGAUUCAGACCUCUCUCUGUACAGGUUCAGGAUUAUGAAUGUCGUAAACUCGUUCAUGGUGUUAAGGUUUGCGCUUCCCAACACUUUAUUCCUGAUGACCUUCGAUUUUACGACGCUAUCGUUGAUGCGGUGCAAGAACGCAAGCAUUCUCGCAAAAAAGAUGCAGAGUGCCUGUGUACUUUUAUACUUGACUGGUUACAUGGGCCAAAUGCUGGAAAUUUGACUGCUGCAGAAGUUGGGGAUAUUUGCAUUGUGCAGCCUGUAAUACAGCUUGAUCCAACAGUGGCUUCAUUCCUUGAGAUAGCAAGGAGGGUAAUAGAAUCAAAGUCUGGUCAGGAAAUGGGGGCCUACUACCUCAAAGACUUAGAAACUAGUGAAAGACGAAGUUUUUUUGAACGAAUGCAGAAGGGAAAACAACGUGUCAAACGAUCUGCUUUGGGUGCAUAUUCUCCUGAAGUCAACCUUGACAGAACAAAGGAAGAUAAAGAGUUGGAAGGAAAAAGAAAUGUGUGGAUGAUAUUGGUGGGCAAUCUUGAGAAAGGAUUAUGUUCAUCAACAGCUGUAGAGUUCUUACAGAGACAUGCUCAAAUAUCAGCUACAGUCUUCAUUUUUUCAAGUUUAUCAUCGGAGAUAUAUACCAGGGGUGCCAUUAUGUUGCACACUGAACAAAAUUUUCAUAAGCUUUGUGACUUUUUGACAAAUCCCAACCACAUCAUAACAUCUUCAACUGGCAGGCCUUGGGUGAUAAUUGAAAAACAAGUAGGUCUCAAAAAUAUCAAAGCAUCAAUAGGAACACUGGGGCCUAAAUAUGAGAAUGUAUCACAGGAUGAAAGGAGUAGAACGAGCAACAAUUUGAAGCUUGUACAGUCAGGAACUCAAGAAUUCCAGAUAUCUAGUGCUAUGAGGGAUUUGUUUUUGGAAUUUUCUGAUCACCAAGUGCGGCUGCACAAGAAGCUUGCACUUAUGGAGGGAAGUGUGUUUGGAAUUUGAAACUAGGUCCUUUGAUGAACUUUUUUAACAGCUGGUACUGAUUUUGUAUAGAAUUUUUCAGCAAUUGUUAAUAUAACCUUUCUUGUAUAUAAGCUUAGUGGACAGGAAAAGUGAAUACAGAAUCCUAGUUUCUCUUUUGACAUUAAUAUAUCCCUCUCCUAGUUAUGCACUAAAUAUCAUGAGAUAAAGUGUGGGCAACCUUUGGUCUGACA